Molecule: messenger RNA, 576 nt
Organism: Blepharisma stoltei
Lineage: Eukaryota; Ciliophora; Heterotrichea; Heterotrichida; Blepharismidae
Source: the annotation of a GenBank genome assembly
AUGGAAAUAGAGCUCUCUAUGGCAGAAACUGAAUUUUUCGCUGAAAGCCAACUAAUCACAAUAGUCCCAAACUUCAGAGAAGACCAAAUAAUCUUACUAUGUGGCCAAUUUGGCCCGUUUCGGCCCUCAAUUCCUCUAGAUGUCCCAUUAUGACUCGCAAUUUUUUUAAAAAAGCAGCAUAAAUGCCAAAUUGUUCCUCCUUCUUGAAUGGAUCUUGAAGUUCUCAGCAAUAAAGUCGAGGUCGAGCGCAAAACUGAGGGUUUCGCCGAAAUUGAUUUUCACUAUUUAGAAACUUCUUCUAUGCUUUUGACCCAUGCUCAAGAAGAUAUAAAACAUAAAAGUGUUAUAGGAAGGCUUAUUCAAGAUCUAUAUGAUCUAAGGACUGCGAAAAUCAGGGAUAUCAUAAAAGAAUUAAAACCGGAAAAUUCUAAGCUGAAAUUGACAAAUAUCGCAGCUAUUGAGCUUCAGACACUUAGAAGGCUAUUGGUAUGUACAUUUGAUACGAUUUCCCAAAUCAAUAGAAAGGAAGAGCAAGUUGAGGAUGAAAAAAAUAAUGAAAAUGCAGCUCCACAGUAG